Messenger RNA from Rhea pennata, 1626 nucleotides. It is a transcript of the gene ZMAT4, whose product is annotated as zinc finger matrin-type 4. Gene Ontology annotation, molecular function: nucleic acid binding; zinc ion binding. Gene Ontology annotation, cellular component: nucleus. The transcript has 8 exons. The coding region runs from base 498 to 1196 and encodes 232 amino acids. The record is from RefSeq and is a predicted model, not a curated record. Lineage: Eukaryota; Metazoa; Chordata; Aves; Rheiformes; Rheidae.
CCGCACAGUUGGUCUGGGCUGCUGAAAGAUCUGGUCGCAGAGAGAGGAAAGCCGUAACAGUGGCUCCGGCGUGCUCCUGCCCUAGCAGUAUUGCUGACAGCUCCCUCGCACGGUGUGCUCGGCCCAGCCAGCAAUACAGAGGAGCUGGUGACUGCGGCUUUGGGCUGCGUGGAAGAUCUCCGACUGACUCAUGAGAAGUCUGGAUUGCUGGCGAUCCAUAUCCGUUGAUUAGGAACACCAGACCUGAGCAGUGCCUGCUCAACCCUCCCGAGGCGAACACGCUGCCGUCCCUGCCCUCGGGGCAGACACAUGCUCUUUCUGCCCUCCUCUGAUGCUGGAGUGACCUUAGCGAGCAGCCCUGGGUGAAGAACGAGCUUCACGCAGCCCUGAAGAGCUGGUUAAAAAUCAUCUGUUUGCAUUUUCUGCCUGAGACUGUGCCGCUGGCUCUCGCAUGAGCACGUGCUAUCCAUCUGCAAAACACAAACAACCGGCCCGAAAUGCAAAAGAUGAAAUCAUCCGACAUUGACCAGGAUUUGUUCACCGAAAGCUACUGCAAAGUGUGCAGCGCUCAGCUGAUAUCGGAGUCGCAGCGCGUGGCGCAUUACGAGAGUCGGAAACAUGCAAGUAAAGUUCGUCUCUACUACAUGCUUCAUCCCAUAGAUGGAGGCUGUCCAGCUAAAAAGCUCCGAUCAGAAAACGGCAGUGACGGUGACUCAGUGGACAAGAACAAAUGCUGCACACUAUGUAACAUGUCCUUUACCUCAGCAGUGGUGGCCGAAUCGCAUUACCAAGGGAAAAUCCACGCCAAAAGGUUAAAACUGUUGCUAGGGGAAGCACCCGCGUUAAAGGCCCCAGAAACCGCUCUGAGCUCGCUCAAGCAGCCCCCCGCAGCCGGCUCCCCGGUGAUGUCCUCGCCCCAUCCCAGGAGGGACUCGGACCGGUACUGCCAGCUCUGCGCUGCCUGGUUCAAUAACCCCAUGAUGGCUCAGCAGCACUAUGACGGCAAAAAGCACAAGAAGAACGCGGCCCGGGCGGAGCUGCUGGAGCAGCUGGGCAAGACCCUGGACCUGGGCGAGCUGCGAGGCCUGAAGCGCAGUUACACUUGUAACAUCUGCAACGUCACUCUGAACUCGAUAGAGCAGUAUCACGCUCAUCUGAAGGGCUCCAAACAUCAGACAAACCUGAAAAACCAGUAGUAAUUCAUCAGUCCAAACAAGGAAAACUACCAAGAAUUCUGCGGAGAGGAACUGAUUGGCAAGAAGGAAGGAUACUUUCUUGGACAAUGAGCGUUUCCUGUGUGGAUUCGUUAGUUAACAUGUAACUAACCUUCGCUUUGGACAAAUACAUGGAUUUUUCUUUUUUUAAUUUUGUGGUGAGCUAAGAUAUUUCAAUGGAUUUUUUUACCCUUUCAAGAUAAUAUUUAUUCAGCACAGAGUCUAAAGUAUUAUAACUAUCCUGUAAAAACAGCAUUUAACUGUCACGCAACCUCAGAGACAGUGGGAACAGAAUAUUUUACUUUUUCAUAUUUAUUCUUAGAUUUCUUCCAAGAGUAUAAAAUUAUUCUAUUACAUUAUCCAUGAUAGUGAUGUAAUCAAUCUCCAACCAGAAAUAAACGUGAUUUCUUCA